GAAGAAGACAUGUUCAAACAAGAUUAGUUGAACCAAGGGCCUCGUCACUGAACAGUGGAGACUGUUUCCUGUUGUUAACUCCCCAUGUCUGUUUCUUAUGGGUAGGAGAGUUUGCAAAUGUCAUAGAAAAAGCAAAGGCUUCAGAACUUGCAACUUUAAUUCAGACAAAGAGGGAACUUGGCUGUAGAGCUUCUUAUAUACAGACUAUAGAAGAAGGAAUAAAUACCCAUACCCAUGCAGCCAAAGACUUCUGGAAACUUCUUGGUGGACAGACAAAUUACCAGUCUGCUGGAAAUCCUGAAGAAGAUGAAAUGUAUGAAGCUGCAAUAAUAGAAACAAAUUGCAUUUAUCGCCUCGUAGAGGAUAAACUCAUUCCUGAGGAUGACUACUGGGGAAAGGUGCCAAAAUGUACCCUGCUACAACCAAAAGAGGUGCUGGUGUUUGAUUUUGGCAGUGAAGUGUACGUGUGGCAUGGAAAGGAAGUUACUUUAGCACAAAGAAAAGUGGCGUUCCAGCUGGCGAAACACUUGUGGAAUGGCACUUUUGACUACUCCAAUUGUGACAUAAAUCCUCUGGACCCAGGGGAAUGCAAUCCCCUCAUACCCAGAAAGGGACAAGGACGCCCAGACUGGGCUGUGUUUGGCAGACUCACAGAACAUAACGAGACCAUACUCUUCAAAGAAAAAUUUCUCGAUUGGACCGAGCUGAAGAAACUGAAUGAGAAGAAUGCUAGUGAAUCCCUUCACCAGAAGGAAGAAUCCAGAUCUGACUCUAAACCAUAUGAUGUCAUGCUAAUGGUACCUGUGCCCCAAACAACUGUAGGCACGGUCUUGGAUGGAAUGAACAUUGGCCGGGGCUAUGGACUUGUAGAAGGAGAUGAUGGGAGGCAGUUUGAAAUUAUCACUGCAUCUGUGGAUGUCUGGCACAUCCUGGAAUUCGAUUAUAGUAGACUGCCUAAGCAAAGUAUAGGGCAGUUCCAUGAGGGAGACACAUACGUGGUGAAGUGGAAGUACAUGGUGAGCACUACAGUUGGAAGCAGGCAAAAAGGAGAGCAACAAGUACGAGCUGUUGGAAAAGAGAAAUGUGUGUAUUUCUUUUGGCAAGGAAGGCACUCCACAGUAAGUGAGAAAGGGACAUCGGCACUGAUGACAGUGGAGCUUGAUGAAGAGAGAGGAGCACAGGUACAAGUCCUUCAAGGGAAGGAACCACCGUGCUUCCUGCAGUGCUUCCAAGGAGGGAUGAUUGUGCAUGCUGGAAGAAGGGAAGAGGAAGAAGAAAAUGCACAAAGUGACUGGAGGCUAUAUUGCGUGCGAGGAGAAGUUCCCAAUGAAGGAAACUUACUUGAAGUAGCAUGUCACUGCAGCAGCCUGCGUUCCCGGACAUCCAUGAUUGUCCUCAAUAUAAAUAAGGCUCUUAUCUACCUGUGGCAUGGCUGCAAAGCACAAUCUCACACCAAGGAUGUAGGAAGAACAGCAGCCAAUAAAAUAAAAGAACAAUGUCCACUGGAGGCAGGGCUGCACAGCAGCAGCAAGGUGACGAUACACGAAUGUGAUGAAGGGUCAGAGCCCUUGGGAUUCUGGGAUGCAUUAGGAAGGAGAGAUCGAAAGGCCUAUGAUUGCAUGUUGCAAGAUCCUGGAAAGUUUAACUUCACCCCCCGCCUGUUCAGCCUCAGUAGUUCAUCAGGAGAGUUCUCAGCCACCGAGUAUGUUUACCCUUCAAGAGACCCUGCUGUCAUCAAUUCCAUGCCAUUCUUGCAAGAGGAUCUUUACACUGCCCCGCAGCCAGCACUGUUUCUUGUUGACAAUCACCAUGAAGUGUACCUGUGGCAAGGCUGGUGGCCUGUGGAGAACAAAAUUGCUGGAUCAGCUCGAAUCAGGUGGGCUACAGACAGGAAAUGCGCCAUGGAGACGGUGCUCCGGUACUGCAAAGGAAAAAAUGUAAAGAAGCCCCCCAAAUCCUACCUAAUUCAUGCUGGCCUAGAGCCUCUGACCUUCACUAAUAUGUUCCCAAGCUGGGAACACAGAGAAGACAUCGCAGAGAUCACAGAAAUGGAUGCUGAUGUUUCAAAUCAGAUAAUCCUUGUAGAGGAUGUGCUGGCCAAGCUGUGUAAAACGGUGUAUCCACUGGCAGAUCUCUUAGCUAGGCCUCUACCCGAGGGAGUUGAUCCACUGAAGCUUGAAAUUUAUCUUUGCGAUGAGGACUUUGAGGUUGCAUUAGAGAUGACGAGGGAAGAGUACAAUGCACUGCCAUCUUGGAAACAGGUUAAUCUGAAGAAGGCAAAAGGACUUUUCUAAGUUGUGUUUGUUGGAGUGAGCACUAAAGGGAUGUCUGUUCUCACUUUCUAUGCCCUUUAGAAGAAUUGUACCCCACAUUUACCAAAUAAAUAGAAAGAAUCCGACUUUAUUCGUGACUACCUAUCUGGAGGUGUGUAAUAUUAUAAAAGGCCAAGAGAACUCUUCGGAAAUGGAAUUCAAUUUUGACUCUUAAAGGUAAUGUGUUUAAGCUCUGCUCUCCUAUGCACUUAAACAGUAGUUUCUGGAGCUACUGCUGCAGGUGUCCUUUGGCUAUAUACAAUACUUGCCAUUUUUGUUUUUGAAGAAGUUCUCUUUGUAAAGUGUUAUUUUGUUAGUUUGUGUAUUACAAAGAAUUUAUAUUUAUAUAAACACAUAGAACAAGUAUGUAUUUAACAAUGCAAUAUAUAUUCACUCUCAAGACUUUCAUGUCAGAACUACAGAAAAGUAGCUGGUUGGCAGUUGCUUGUACCGAGUUAGCUAUACCACCAGUAUCUCUCUCUUACGCACUCUGAAAAGUUUCUCUUUGCAAUAGUUAAUGAAUUGUUCUCAGUGCUGCUUCAGGUGCUAAACUGAACAAAGCAUUUGUAUUUAUAGCAUGGAUUUCUUCAGAAACUAUGCGAAUCGACCUUUAUACUUUAUUAUCCAAAAAUGUAUAGUGCCUUGGUUUUUGUGUACAGUUUAUAUACAAAAAAAAAAGAUUGGUCUGCAUUUUGAAGAUGGCUUAGAACGGUCUCCUAUGUUACUUUUGUAAUAGUAGAACUAAAAACAUCUCAGUUUCUAAUACUUGUUGUAAACAUUAAACAUGUCUUUUGUGAUAUAAGAACUGAAAGUAAAAGCUUCUGAAUAAACUCUUAGUGAUGC
Molecule: messenger RNA, 3155 nt
Organism: Eurypyga helias (sunbittern)
Lineage: Eukaryota; Metazoa; Chordata; Aves; Eurypygiformes; Eurypygidae
Product: supervillin-like
Exons: 15
Biological process (GO): actin filament severing; actin polymerization or depolymerization; barbed-end actin filament capping
Cellular component (GO): actin cytoskeleton; cytoplasm
Molecular function (GO): actin filament binding; phosphatidylinositol-4,5-bisphosphate binding
Source: RefSeq, a predicted model, not a curated record